This is a messenger RNA of Magallana angulata, 3785 nucleotides long. RefSeq lists its product as uncharacterized. Bases 226 to 873 code for a protein of 215 amino acids. The transcript is spliced from 5 exons. The record is from RefSeq and is a predicted model, not a curated record. Lineage: Eukaryota; Metazoa; Mollusca; Bivalvia; Ostreida; Ostreidae.
CUGAGGUUAAGUAAAUCCUCUGGUGCUUAUUUUCAUUUUUGUUCGGGACGGGAAAAUAGUUUGAGGAUUUGUGGCCUAUUUAAAUCAAACGUUUGGAAUAUAUAAUUAAUUCGUUGCAUUAAUCAGUUGUUAAUGUAUACACGUUUUUAGAUAUUUGAUAUUGCAAAAUAUGUGUGAUUGAAGAAAGCUAGAAGAUUUGGAAUAAAUAGGUCAUUAUAUUUAGUGAUGACUGUUGGAAGCCCCAAAAGAUGUGCUGGUUGGGUGUUACUUUCCUCUGUGAUUUGUUUGUACAUGUAUGUGCAUCCAGUGGAGGCAGUGGAAACUGUGUCUUAUGAAUUUGGGAGGAACUGCACUUCAAGCUCAUCUGAGACAUAUUAUCAUGGAGAUGUCAAUGAAACUCGACAAUUUGAUGUCACAUAUAGAGGAAGAGCUCUCAAAUAUUACUGUGCAAGCAUAGGCUUCAAAGGUUCUGGGAAGGGUGAAAGCCUCAGGGAUGAAUACAAAGUGUGUGUAACACCAAUAUACUUCAACGACCCAGGUUGUGCUGUGCAGCUUAACUUUACUGAUGAUGUGUACGCUGAAACUUUUCAGACUAUAGAUUGCCUAAACAAUAAUGUAACACAGUUUUGUAAUGGACAAGAUAAAUAUCUUUACAUUGACUUUGAGUUUUUAAAUGAAAGUGAACUCUCAAGAGCCAACUUCAAACUCCUUGUCACAGCUGAAAAGGUGUACAAAUACGAAGAGAGUUCAGAUGCACUGGUGUAUGGAAUUGUGGGAGCUGUUAUAGGAGUCAUCAUUAUCGUUAUAAUCGCUGGAGUAGGAGAGUUUAUAUCCAGAAGACGAAAAAGAAGGAUGCAAAAUAGGAGGAUAUAAAGAAUGACCCAAAAAUGAAUGUGAACCACAGUACAAUGUUACAAAAUUGGAUAGGAAAAAGAUUCAAUAACAACACAGUUGAGAGUGUACAUCAACAAUCGUCUGAUUAGAAAUGAUGGUAUUUAUAGGUCACCUGAGUAAACUCAGGUGACCUAUUGCUAUCCGUAUUCGUCCGUCGUCGUAUGUCAUGCGUCGUCCAUUAACAAUUUUACAUUUUUAACUUCUUCUUAAAAACUACAAGGCUAAUUGUUAUCGUUCUUGGUGUGAGUCAUCUCUAUGGUAAGAGGGAUCUAAAUUGUGAAAUUCGUGGCUCUACCACCCCUGGGGCCCCACAAGUGUGGCCAAAUAUGCAAAAAAAAGCCAAAUUUUCAAAAAUCUUCUCUACUCCCACACAUGUGAGGAAAAACUGGUUGCAUGGUUGUGAUGUCCAUGAAGCCUCGUACCAAAAUUGUGAAAUCCAUGGUCCCUGCGUCAAGGGUUCAGGCUCUAGGGUGGGGCCAAUAUUGCCAUAUAGUAAAAAUGUAUUAAAUCUUAGAAAAUCUUCUUCUCUACUCCCAUAUAUGUUUGUACAAAACUAAAUGCAUGAUUAUGAUGUCCUUGAAGCCCUCUACCAAAAUUGUGAAAUCCAUGACCCCUUUAUCAGGGGUUCAGGUUCUAGGGUGGGGCCAAUAUGGCCAUAUAGUAAAAAUGUAUAACAUUUUAAAAAAAAUUCUUCUUUACUCCCAUAUAUAUUUGUUCAAAACUCAAUGCAUGAUUAUGAAGUCCAUGAAGCCCUCAACCAAAAUUGUGAAAUUUAUGGCCCCUGGGUCAGGGGUUCAGGCUCUAGGGUGGAGCUAAUAUUGCCAUAUAGUUAAAUGUAUUGAAUCUUAGAAAAUCCUCUUCUGUACUCCCAUAUAUAUAGCCAAUAUGGCCAUAUAGUAAAACUGUAUUAAGUUUUAAAAAAUCUUCUUUGCUCCCAAACAUGUGGGCAAAAAACUGAAUACAUGGUUAUGAUGUCCACUAACUCCUCUACCAAAAUUGUGAAAGCCAUGGCCCCUGUGUCAGGGGUUCAGGACAUGUGGGGGGGGGGAUAUAGUGAAUAUAAUGUUUAAAAAUUUUCUCUAUUCUCACACAUCUGUAUGAAUAACUGACUUCAUAAUCAGGUUUACCAGGAAGUCCUCUACUAAAAUUUUGAAUUUCAUGUCCCCUAGAGUAUGGGGUUUGACUCUAGGGCAGGGCCAAAAUGGAUGUAUAGGUGUUAAUGCAUUAUAUAAUAUUUAAAAAUUGUUUUCUUUACUACCACACACCUGAAAGGAAAACUGAAUUCAUGAUUUUGUAGACCAGAUCUUUAAGGUUUUCACCAAAAUUACAGGUUUCAUAGUUCUUUUUUGAAAGAUUUCAGGCAGGGACGUGGUUGUAAUUACAGAUUUAUAAAUUUUCUACUCCAGAAUGAAAACUAAUUAAAUGCAUAUAUGAGUCUCCUCGACAAGCUUGUGUAUGGGUUAUAUGCUACUCAGGUGACUGUAAGGCUAAUUGGCCUCUUGUUUAAAAUAAAAUUCAAAUACUUUAUACACAAGAAUUUAUUGUUAUCUAUUGAACAUCCUUUUGAUAUACAGUUUAUAAUUGAGUUAUAUUGUUACAAAAGCACUUGGUUGACGAUUUUGUUUUUAGGUGCAUUCACUUUGUCUGCUUGUUUACUGAUUACGUUGAUAUUAUAUUUCACGAAAUGAAAAAGGAAUGUUUAUAUUUUAUGUAAGUUUGGCAUGGUAUAUCAAACAUCAAUAAAAAUGUUGAUGUGAGAUUUACUAGAAAUUUUUUUUAGUCGGGGAUUUUUAUCAAACGUUAGAUAAAUCUUUUCCCAAUAAACUUGGCUGGUCAUUUUUGUAUUAAUUUAUUUUAUUUUUUCUACUCUUUUAUACUUUUUUCUGUUGAAUUCAUAUGCGAAAUAACGUUAGAUAAAACAUUUCAAUUAAUAUAUUGUUUGUUUUUUUAAUGCGUACAUAGCAGGGUAUAAGAGGUUUUAUUUAUCUAAUAAGUCCCAUGGAAAUCAGAUGCAUUAACUUUAAAUGAAAUGAUAGAAAGUAUGUCUGCCCAAAUUUUAAUAUCUAAAUAAUUACAUGUUCUUGUUGACUAAAGAAAAUUAUUUCUAUUACUAUAUACACGAAGAACUAUAUUUAAAUUUAUUGUUCCUACUUCAUGGUGAGAGAAAACAUACGAGCAAUUGAAACAGAAAUCAAUUUGACACACACCUAACAGAUAACGACCGCGCAAACCGUUUGUAAUUUUCAAAAAGUGGAUUUGAAAUAAACAGGAAGAAUGGCAGAAAGUGACCUUUUAAACAACACCAGUUUUUGUAUAUCAAAUAUUAUUUUACAUGUAGAUAUUAAAUCUUUAAGUGUACAAAAGUAAAAUCUCAAACAUGUAGACAGCGUAAAUAUCAAUCCAAUAUCCUUUAUAGGUAUAAAAGUGUAUGAUAUCUAUAAUAACUGUUCUCUGAUUAAAAAAAAACCCCUCUUGCUAUUAAUGCCUUAAAACAAGUUUUUAACGAAUAUACACAAAUACUCGAUACAUCAAGCAUACCAGCGUCUAUUUCAAUUCCUGGUUUGCUCACCUGCUUCUGCUUGGAGCAUAAAACAAUUAGAGGGAUACAAAAACAAACAAACAAUAUAAAACAAAAGAACAAAACACACACACACACGAAAAAAAACCCACCACAUGUGAUUCAGACUGAAAACACAAAAUGAAUUUUGUUUUGGCCACAUGACAUUGGCAACCUUUCAAUAUUCGAUCAGUCAAUAUUAAACGUCAUACUGUAGGGAAAACAGGUUUCUUGUUAAAUAAGGUACAUGUAUUAUAUUUUUGUUUUCGAAAUAACAUUACAGAUAUGAUAGAUAGAUCGACGAUUGAUUGUGAUACACUUGCUAACAUACUGG